UGACUCUAGCAAUUCAUUAUUAUCACCAAGGCUUUCUCACUUCUUAUCCGUCCAGUAUCAUCACCUCAUCGGUUCCUCCUGUCUACCUUAUUUUUUAUUGCUCUGUAGAUCCAUCUGCUUCCUGAUACCGUGCGUUCUUCCACAUUGGAACGUCCUCCGCGUCACCCGUCACAUCGCACGACAUCAUAUUGCAUAUGCUGUGAAUGAAAUUUACCUGCGUUCAAAACUCAGCGAUCCAGCAUGUUUCACAAAAGAAAUAGUUUGGGUGGCAGAAAAGUGUCUCCGCCUCAACCAACAUGUAUGACUGCCGAACAAAAAUCAACCUAUCUCGACAGCCUGCGGAGUUAUCGUCCUGCAAGACCUACCGGUUCACGUCCUCCUCCAUUCAGUCCUAGAACUCAAACCAUCACCUCCGAGAUUUCUCUGACACGCUCCGAUUCUGCACCUACUGCCGGCCUUCCCAAGCAUGAUCCUCAAGAUGUGCAGCCACAAAUGAUACAGAAAUCAACUUCAUUCCCGUCCGCUGCUUCUCUUGUCAAAGGUCGCCCUCUAGCACAGCCGCCAGGAAGCGAACGGCCAACCUUACGAGGAAGAAAGGUGUCACCUACUGCCACAGUUCAAAUUCCGCGUCCAGCAGAAGAUGACGUCUAUGUUGAGUCAGUCAGCAGAAGAAUGGAAAAAGAGGAAGCUCAGAUACUCCGAGAGGCUUUGGAAUACAUUGACCAGAAGGACGAGGAGACAAAAAUCUACUCGGCAGCACAAGAGGAAGCCGCGGACUUGGUCUGGAAGCAUCGACAUCCCAAAGCUGCAGAGCAGGAGGAAACGGCGGCUUAUCGAAAUCCAGAUCUGAGAUUGAACGAUAAGAGACGAACUAGCGGUCAACGCAAAGCUAGUGGUACACGCAAAGUUUCAUUUCCCACCCCAGAGUCGCAAAUCUAUGAAGAGCCAGGACAAAAGGAAGACUUGCCAGAAAGACCUAUCAAGGCACCAAGCGUUGGGUUACCUCUGAGGGUCAAGUCUACCAACACGCUUCCGUGGCUAAGGAAAAAGGCCGUCGACAAGCCAGAUUUACCGGCAAUGGCAGACAACAAAGUACUCAACCGUGUUGAGAUCCACAGGAACCCUCCCACUCGGUCAAGAAAUGCAGAAUACACGGCCAACACGCCUCCUCGACCUACAACGAUUGAGACAAUCGAGGAAAUCGAGACACCUAAGUCGUCAAAUAGCACUGUGGAGAUCAGAAGCGAGGACAUCCGUGCAGCCACGACCAUGAAGAGAAAAGAUCGCAGCCCCAACCUCCCCACGCCGACUGCUGUGAGUGAUCAAUGUGGCCGGCCUAUCGUCAGCUUCGAUCCCUUAUGGAAGCCUCCCAGUGAUUCUCCAAGGACUAGCCAAGACAUCGACAGGCCGGUCAUCAAGCUUACAGAGUCUCCAACAGUGGAGAAGUCCAGUGAGAGACCUUUACCAAGACCGGCACAGACAAUGCCAGAGGUCACUGUAUCUGCUCCAGUGGUUCCUACCAUAAGUUUCCCAGACGAGGAGCCGUCCUCAGCGUCGAUCACUGCCCUACCGACCAUCAAUCUCCCAGAGGGAGUUUCGCCGACACCAACAAUAGACGUGAAGGGGGAGAGCGACACUUCAGUCCCGGCCAUCAACUUACCUGUUGAGGCGAAACAGCCCCCUCGUCCUUUGCCACGACAUGCAGCUACAACACCUUCUGCCUCCACGUCUUCCAUGAACAAAGCUCCAUCGUCUCGACUACCAUGGCUCCACCGCCACUCGAUGCCAGCAGUAUCCUGUUCAAGCUGUGCGCUCCCCAUAUCUGGCCGAAUUGUCACCGCCUCCGGUUCCAGCACGACUAGCCUUAAAGCUCGCUUUCACCCGGAAUGCUUUACAUGUUACCACUGCGCCACGCCACUUGAAUGUAUCUCUUUCUACCCUGAGCCCGACGAGAAACGCCUGACGCGCCUGGAGAGCAUGGGCUUCGAUUCUGCGUCUCCCGAAGCGGCCAACGAUCCGCUCCGCUUCUACUGCCACCUUGAUUUUCAUGAGUUCUUUUCGCCUCGCUGCCGUUCCUGCAAAACACCUAUCGAGGGCGAGGUCAUUGUUGCAGCUGGAGCGGAAUGGCAUGUCGGCCAUUUCUUCUGUGCCGAGUGUGGUGACCCAUUCGACAGCACUACUCCUUUCGUUGAGCGCGACAACUACGCAUACUGUGUCUCGUGCCACACAAAACGAACGUCCGCGCGGUGUCGAGCGUGUAAGCUGCAGAUCUUGGACGAGUUGACAGUCGAAGCUCUUGGUGGUAAGUAUCACGAGAAAUGUUUCGUCUGCUUUGAGUGUGGAGGCGGCUUUGGCGACGAGGGACGCUUUUUCGUGCGUGACGUCGAUGUCGAGCCGACCGACAAGGAAAGGAGGAAGGGCAUCACACGCAAGGUCGAAGAGAAGGCGGUUUGUGGGCCGUGCGAGGAGAGGAGGUUGAAGGCCUGAUUAUCGGGGUAAUCGUUGAAAGACUACACAAGGGCGUUCCAGUUCUAGGGCAGUCUUUGCGACUUUCCAGCUGGUGUUAAAUGUCUGAUGACCCUUUGGAAGAGUACCUUGGAGUUUCAGGCGUUGGUGUUAGAUUGGAGAAUCGUUGGUCAUCAUCAACGGCAUAGUGUGAAACAGGUGGAAAGGAAAUGAUUGAUAUACGAAUCCUAACAAUGAUGACUGAUAUUACUGGAUGUCCUGCUGACACCUGUGCAUAGAUAACAUAGGACCGGCCACCUAAGUUAGUUGCAUAGAUGAUUUUGACCUGGC
This is a messenger RNA of Exophiala xenobiotica, 2796 nucleotides long. RefSeq lists its product as uncharacterized. Gene Ontology annotation, molecular function: transcription coregulator activity. Bases 241 to 2487 code for a protein of 748 amino acids. Gene Ontology annotation, cellular component: Z disc; nucleus. The record is from RefSeq and is a predicted model, not a curated record. The transcript is spliced from 2 exons. Lineage: Eukaryota; Fungi; Ascomycota; Eurotiomycetes; Chaetothyriales; Herpotrichiellaceae.